Molecule: messenger RNA, 2719 nt
Organism: Columba livia (rock pigeon)
Lineage: Eukaryota; Metazoa; Chordata; Aves; Columbiformes; Columbidae
Product: disintegrin and metalloproteinase domain-containing protein 21
Exons: 1
Coding region: 222-2570 (782 amino acids)
Biological process (GO): male gonad development; proteolysis
Cellular component (GO): sperm head plasma membrane; plasma membrane; external side of plasma membrane
Molecular function (GO): metalloendopeptidase activity
Source: RefSeq, a predicted model, not a curated record
GACUGGUCCCCAACGUGUCCUACCUGGUGAACAGCUGAGGAAGAGCUUGGAAAAGGUCCGUUGGAUGAAGGGAGGAUGAAGGGCUGCAGGCUGAGCGCGUAGGACAGACCCCAAGGAACAGUGUCCUGGUGGUGAGAAUGGAUUUUUGCUGCUGAGGCAGCUUUUCUGAUGUCUCAUUGUCCACGUUUUCCCUCUUUCCUCCACCCUGGGGGGCAGUGACCAUGGCUCCAAGCUGGACACAGACCAGGUGCAUCCCAACGGGUAGAGGGGUUCUGCUCCUUACAACAAUCCUCUCCUUCCUGCUGCCCUGCACAAACUGCAGACCCCAGCCCACCUGGGGCUACACAGCCUACGAGGUUGUCAUUCCAAGGAAACUUGGCUCCAGGGCAGGGAAAGCCAGCCAGGAGGAAGUGUCCUACACCAUUGACAUUCAGGGGAUAGAUUAUACAAUUCGCCUCAGGAAGAAGGACUUUGUAGUAGAAAAGAUCCCCGUAUUCACUCGUAACUCCCAAGGGGAAAUCGUGGCUGAACAGCCCCACGUGCCAGCAGGUUGCUAUUACCAUGGAUAUGUGGAAGGCAUCCCGGACUCCAUGGUGACGGUGACUACCUGCUCUGGGCUCAGAGGGCUGCUGCACAUUGGAAACUCAAGCUACAGCAUCGAGCCCCUGUCGGGUACCACCACGCGUGAGCAUCUCCUGUUGCAGAGAGAGGCGAUUCCUGGAAUGGUGAUGUACAAAAUGCACAAUGACGACAGACUGUUUCCAGGUCCUGGUAGGGAAAUAGGGCAGUUCCAGUCCAACGGGCCCACGCAGUAUUUGGAGCUCUUUGUUGUGGUGGACAAGAAAGGGUUUGAUGCCUUCGGCAAAAGUAUAAAAAAUGUGGCCCUGGAAGUUAUUGAAAUAAUCAAUCUGGUGGAUGGACUGUUUUCUUCUUUCCACCUUCGUGUUUUGUUAACUGCACUAGAGGUUUGGGUGGAGAAGAACCCUAUUGUUGUUACCAAAAACAUAACCCAGGUCCUUCAUAAUUUUAAUCUUUGGCGGCGGCGGCAAAGCCCUACGUACGCUGUGCAUGAUGUGGGGUGUCUAUUUGCCUCAAUGGACUUUGGUAGUGGUACAAGAGCAUCGCGCCCAGGCAAUGAGUCCAACUUCGCCAGUGCCUGUGACAGAAAACAUGCUUCUGCUGUUGUAUCAUUUGCAAAACAGCCUUACAUGGACACUGCUGUCCAUGUCACUCGUGCAUUGGGGCAUGCCCUUGGCAUGAGGUACGAUGGCAGAUACUGCAAAUGUGGAAAUGCCUCUGAAUGCAUCAUGAGCACACGCGGCACAGUGAACCGUCAAUUCAGCAACUGCAGCAGAAAGGACUACACGGAUUUUAUAACAUCAGGGCUAGGAUUCUGCCUUAAUAAAGCCCCAGAAUUGGUAAUACAAUUUCCACUGCAGCACUGCGGGAACGGUGUCCUGGAUGCUGGUGAGGAAUGCGACUGUGGCUCAGAUGCACAGUGUAAAUUGGACCUUUGUUGUGACAAUGAGUGUAAAAAAAAAGCAGGAGCCAUUUGCACUUCUGGAGGCUGCUGCAAGAACUGCGAACCUCUCCCAGAAGGAGAAGUGUGCAGGGAGAGCACUGGUCUGUGCGACUUGCCCGAGUAUUGCAACGGGACGUCUGCGCAUUGCCCGGCAGACGUGGCCAAGCAAGACGGGACUGUGUGCGCUGAGGACGGGUACUGUUAUUCAGGCAAGUGCCGAUCUCGCACGUUACAGUGUAGGAGUAUCUUUGGCAGGGAAGCAAAGUCUGCUCCACUCACGUGUUUCCUGGAGGUGAACAUGAAAGGGGAUCGGUUCGGCAACUGCUGGGGAGACGGGACGGAUGACAGUUAUCAGAAAUGUAAGCCAGAAAAUGUCCUGUGUGGGAGAGUACAGUGCAUGAAUGUUAAACAUCUGCCUCAGAUGGAAGAUCAUGUAACCAUCAUUCAGUCCCUGGUGGAUGACAUCUGGUGUUGGGGCACAGAUUACCACUUAGGUGUGGAUGUUCUGGAUGUUGGAGCCAUUAAGGACGGCACACAUUGUGGUGAGAAGAAGAUCUGCAUCAAUCAGACGUGUGUUCCCAAGGAGAAGUACAUCACAUCCCACUGUUCUGCUGAGAAAACAUGCGGAGGAAGGGGAGUCUGCAACACGAGAGGGCACUGCCACUGUGACAAUGGGUGGGCACCCCCCUUCUGCCAAUUCACUGGCACUGGAGGAAGCAUUGACAGUGGGCCCACACUGGUCGCUGAACAAGGUUUUUCUACAUUCAUCACCGUGAGCACCAUAAUAAUUAUUGUUGUUCUGGCACUCGCAGCACUUGUCAUUGUGUGUGUGAGAAAGCUCCGAGUAACCCGAGCAAAGAACAGACCCGUCAGACGUUUUCGGCCUGGAAAACGAGCUCCUGGGGGAGACACAAAGGACCAGGCAGGAGAAGGCAGAUCCAAACCAGUUGAGGCAGCUCAGAAGAAGAGCCGGAAGAAAGCAGCUCAGAAGAAGAAGAAGAAGAAGAAGAAGAAGAAGAAGAAGGCAGCUCAAAACUCCCCUGUAUAGGACUUCAUGAGACAGCUGUGGAAAGCUGGACUCGGUCACGAGAUUCAGACGCUGGCUGCUGUGGACUCCUUUUAAAUUUAUCUAGAUGCAAGUGUAGAUUUAGGGGAUCUAGUUUUCAUUCUGUAGAAUAGCAAAAUGAAGUUGUUUCG